AAGGAGUGAGUUGAUGUUUAACUUCAUCUGAGCUUUUGUAAACUGACCAAAAUCUUCAAAGCAAAAAGGUUCUUGCUGCCUUCAGCCCACAGUCGCAUUUUUCAUUCUGCUCCUGUCGAUGGCCUCUGACAAAUGACAGCUCUUCUAGCGUUAAGCAUCCCUCAUGAACCGUUCCAAAGGCAUGAUGCUGGCUUCUGGAUUCCUUUUUCUUCCCCUCCCCGUUUUUAUUACAUAAAGCUGACAACUGCAGAUUUGUCCUAUGCUGACACUCAGCCAGUCAAAUGAAGGAGUUCAUGUUCAUCCCAGCUUGCUUCACUUUGCUGGUUCCUCCUCCAGCCCUGACUUUCAGCUCAAGUAACAUGAUACUGCUUGGCAGGGGCUGAUAGAAUCCCUGGCACAUUGGAAAGCGGCUUAAUGUAAAGUCUGCUGCUUUUUUAAAGCUUUUUCGAAGGCUGGUGGUGGUUCCUCACAAAUUUUGACUGCAGGGCUCCUCGCAAAUGCUCCAGAUGCAACUGCGAGCAGGAGGGUUACAAAUACAGUCCAGAAAUUGAUUAUUUUCCCCCUCCCCCUUUUUUUAAUUAAAGGCAGACAUGGACCAAAUGGAAGGACUUUCUGCAGACAGCAACAAGAGUUUUCUCUCAUCUGAAGAGGAGAAGUGUGGGAGAUAUAAAUCCAUUGUGGGAUUUUUAUGCAUUUUAUACGUUUUCCCUCUGGUGGCUUUGCUGGCUACUCUGAAAGAUCCAGUGGGAACUGCAGCUCAGAAACCUCAGGAAGACGCCAUAUCGCCUGGCCUUCGGGGAGUGAUUGCCCCAGCUCUCCCACACCUACCCCAUACACGGAGAAAACGAUACACACUUACACCAGGGCAGCUGAAGUGGGACCAUUUCAACCUGACGUACAGAAUCGUGUCCUUCCCGAGAAAUCUCAUUAAUGAGAGUGUCACACGGAAGGGGUUGGCAGCUGCUUUCCGAAUGUGGAGCAAUGUUUCACCAUUCAACUUCAAGGAGGUGCCACCCAACUCAGCUAGUGACCUGAAAAUAGGCUUCUAUUCCAUAAACCAUACUGAUUGCCUGGAGUCACUCAUCCAUCAUUGUUUUGAUGGGACGACAGGGGAGCUUGCCCAUGCUUUCUUCCCGAAAAAUGGGGAAAUCCAUUUUGAUGACCAUGAAUAUUGGAUAUUGGGAAACACUCGGUUCAGCUGGAAAAAGGGUGUUUGGCUUACAGACCUGGUACACGUAGCAGCUCAUGAAAUUGGACAUGCCCUGGGACUCAUGCACUCCCUGAACUCUAAUGCCCUGAUGCACAUCAAUGCCACUUUAAGUGGGAAAAAGACCAUCUCCCAGGAUGACGUCUGGGGGAUUCACAGACUCUAUGGCUGCACAGACAGACUAUUCGUAUGUCCAUCAUGGGCUCGGAAAGGUUUCUGUGAGACUCGUAGGAAGUUGAUGAAAAAGCACUGUCCGUCCAGCUGUGAUUUCUGCUACGAAUUCCCUUUUCCAACCAUAGCGCCAACUCCUCCUCCACUCAGGACGAAAACCAAGAUAGUUCCUGAAGGCAGAAAUGUCACCUUUCGCUGUGGACAGAAGAUUAUUCAUAAAAAAGGCAAAGUUUACUGGUAUAAAGAUAAGGAGCUUCUGGAAUACUCAUAUCCAGGUUACUUAGCCUUAAAUGAUGACCACAUGAGCAUUAUUGCCAAUGCAAUUAACGAAGGAACCUAUACCUGCAUUGUGAAGAAAAAGCAAAGAAUCCUGACUACCUAUUCCUGGAGGAUUAGGGUUAGGCACUAACAAGGGUCUUGAAUGAGGAUUCAGUUACUGCUAGUUAUGUUUAACAAAAACCCAUCCUCUUCAGCAUUUUAUGUUUAACCUCCAGCAGAGCAACCCACCAUAGAAAUCAGCUGCUACCAGUGAUUGGGCAAGAAUGUUGGACACUGGGACCUGAUCAUUGGAAAAAUUCUCCUCCAAGAGUUUACUAUUAAUGAAUUUAUCAAGCACAUGCUGCUGCAAAAGAGAAAAAAAUCUUGAAGCCAAGAUGACCCAGGUAAUUGUAGAUCAUUUAAAAACUAACCAAUCCUUCACUGUAUUAAUGGAACCUGGAAUUAGAUUAAAAAAGGACUGGUUAAUGUUCUAGGGUUUGUCUUGCUGUCAAGCAUUUCUUUGUAUUUAAAUAACUUUCUAAAAUACCAACAUAUAGCAUCAGAGGAGCUUGAAACAAGACUGACCCCUGGCUGUAUUCUCCAUGGAUGCUGUUGUUCGAGCACUGAAGGAGUGGGGGAUCUAACUCUAGAAUGAGCUUUUUUUCAGAAACUCCUUUUUAUAGGGGAAAUUUCUCUGAUUCCAAAUGUUAUAUAACUAAAAUAGCCAGGGAAUGCAUCUCUCCCCCCCCCCCCCCCCCCACAUUUUUCUGUGGUUUGCAUUAAUCACAAUGUGUUGUUUACCUCUGUAGUCUCCAAGUCUUUAUCAGAUGUCAUUGUUAGAUAACAAGUUACCAAUAAAUUACGGAAAUGCUUUUGUUUUUUG
Messenger RNA from Trachemys scripta elegans, 2519 nucleotides. It is a transcript of the gene MMP23B, whose product is annotated as matrix metallopeptidase 23B. The record is from RefSeq and is a predicted model, not a curated record. NCBI's taxonomy places the organism in Eukaryota, Metazoa, Chordata, Testudines, Emydidae. Gene Ontology annotation, biological process: proteolysis; collagen catabolic process; extracellular matrix organization. The coding region runs from base 591 to 1787 and encodes 398 amino acids. The transcript has 8 exons. Gene Ontology annotation, cellular component: extracellular matrix. Gene Ontology annotation, molecular function: zinc ion binding; metalloendopeptidase activity.